Molecule: messenger RNA, 1098 nt
Organism: Vicia villosa (hairy vetch)
Lineage: Eukaryota; Viridiplantae; Streptophyta; Magnoliopsida; Fabales; Fabaceae
Product: GDSL esterase/lipase At5g45670-like
Exons: 5
Coding region: 1-1098 (365 amino acids)
Molecular function (GO): hydrolase activity, acting on ester bonds
Source: RefSeq, a predicted model, not a curated record
AUGGCUUUUGAGACUAAAACAUGUUUUGCUUUAUUUCUUGUUCUCUUGGCUGCAUGCUACAUGCAGCAUUGUGUCAAUGGACAAUCUCUAGUGCCUUGCAUUUUCAUAUUUGGAGAUUCAUACUCUGACAGUGGAAACAACAACUAUCUUCAAACCACUGCACUUGCUAAUUACAAGCCAUUCGGUAUCGACUUUCCAACAGGACCAACAGGAAGAGCUACCAAUGGAAGAACUAAAAUUGACAUAAUUGGGGAAUUACUUGGAUUUCAAAAUUUUAUUCCACCUUUUGCAAAUACAACAGGUUAUGACAUACUUAAAGGAGUUAACUAUGCAUCUAGUUCAGCUGGAAUUCGCUAUGAGACGGGCAAAAAGACUGCGGGUACUAAUAUCGCUCUGGGAUUGCAAUUACAAAAUCAUAAAAUCACAGUAUCCAAAAUCGUUGCCAAGCUUGGAGGUUUACCACAAGCUAGAGAUCAUUUGACAAAGUGCUUGUAUUAUGUUUAUAUCGGCAGCAACGAUUACGCAUUAAAUUAUUUUCAGCCAGCAUACUACUCAACAAGUAAAGACUAUAAUCCCGAACAAUAUGCUCAAGUUCUUAUUAACCAGUUAUCCGUUUAUCUACAGGAUUUGCAUAGUGAUGGGGCAAGAAAACUUGUACUAGUUGGUUUGCCGAAAAUAGGAUGCGCUCCCCUUGCAAUUUAUAAUGAUGGAAAUCCUGGAUCAUGUGUCGAAGAACAGAAUGCUGCUGCAUUAAUAUUUAGUCAAAAGCUUAGAUUUCUUGUUGACGAAUUCAAUGCUUUGCGUCUUUAUACCAAAACUAUCUUCGUAAAUACCAAUGCUAUCGCCAUAGAGAAUUAUCCUGGUUUUCUAGUUACAGAUGCUUCUUGCUGUCCAAUGAAGCCGAAUGGAUUCUGCUAUCCUGAUUCAGUUCCAUGCACUAAUAGAAAUGAGUAUGUUUAUUUCGACGGAAUUCAUCCUUCAGAAGCUGUAAACAACCUCUUUGCAUUAGCUUCGUAUGACAGCACUAAUUAUCCAAAUAUGACUCAUCCAAUUGAUAUUAGACAACUUGCUGAACUAAUGAUUACAAAUGAGUAUUAA